UCUGGUAUGGACAAAAACUGGAAGUGUGAAGCCUUGGAAGUUUGAAAUUUAAUUCCAUGCAGUACACUUGACUUGUGCACGUACAGUACAGUACAUGAACUUACAAGGUUGGUUGCAUUAAUUUAUCAUGUUGUAUUCAAUAAUAGUGGUGCAACACUCUUUAGGAACAACAGAAAGGUAAGCAGGUUAGGUAAGAAGGAAAAAAAAGAAAUUGGGUUUUGGAAGUGGUCCUUGACCGCAAACAAGGGUAUUACCCGGAUGAGCAACUUUGUAAAGGCUUCCAACCAAGCUUCAUAAAUUGCAUUCUUACGGUUUUGUGUUCCUGAAAAUCAGCGUGAACAGAGUCAAACAAAGACCCGCUGGGAAACUUUAAAAUGAGACCAAACCAAACGGGUUCUCAGUGGAAAUUAACUUUGAAAAUAAAAAAUGGAAUUGGGAAACGGGACUGAUGUUCGUUGAACUUGAGAAUCUACAGGUAUCCCACUUGUAGUGCAUGUUGGAUGCACAUGUGCAUGUACGGUACAUGUACUUAUGCUGUUUUGGUCUAAAAUAAGGAGUCAAAUGUAACAGUCAAGGUUGAGUCGGACCCUGACAUGAAGGAGAACAUCAACACCAUGCAGGUAGCAGAAGACAACCCCGGGAUGGAGGAAAAGGCUAACCAGAAUGGGGAGGAGCUGAAGGGGAUUAAAAGGGGUCUCCCAGACACCGACGAAGAGAUGAUGGAUGUCAGCACCUUACUGCAGAAGGGAAAAAGCAAGAGGAAGAAGUCGAAACGGGCUCGGGGGCCGCCCAUGCCUAAGAACGCCCUCAUGCAGCUGAACGAGAUCAAGCCAGGCCUGGUCUUCAAACUGGUCACGCAGGAGGGGCCAGUGCACGCCCCCAGCUUCACCGUGGAAGUGGAGGUCAAUGGACAGACAUACCAAGGCGUGGGCCGGUCCAAGAAGCUGGCCAAGAUGACCGCUGCAGAGGUGGUCCUUCAGUCCUUUGUGCAACACCGGAACCCAUCUGAGGUGCUGAGGGUGGUAGGUCAGCCAGUGUUCAAUUCCGAUUUCACCUCGGACAGCUUUGAGACCCCCAAAACAUUCAGCAUGUUCCAGAAUGAUAAGCCUAACACCCCACCCCCUGCCCCGCCCCCUGGGAUGGAAUAUCCACCGUCCCCCAAUGGGAGCCGGAUUUUGGCCCCUCCCUCUGGCCAGCUCCCUGCAGACACCACAAAGAAUCCCAUCAUGAUGCUGAAUGAACUCAAGCAGGGUGUAAAGUUUGAGAUGAUCUCUGAGUCGGGCCAAAGCCAUGCCAAGAACUUCAUCAUGGCCGUCUCUGUGGAUGGGCAGAAAUUCCAGGGCUCAGCACGCAGCAAGAAACUGGCAAAGGCUCGGGCAGCCCAGGCUGCCCUGGCAGCACUGUUCAACAUUGCGCCAGCCAUAGCACCUGGCCUGCAGCCCAUACCCAGCGAUGGCCUCCAGCUUCACGUCCCCCAGGUGCUGGCCGACCUAGUGCACUCGCUGGUGGAGGGUAAGUUUACGGACCUGACCAGUGGACAGUCCAGCCACAUGGCCCGGAGGAAAGUGGCAGCUGGUUUCGUCAUGACCAAGGGGGAAGGCAUUGAGGAUGCCCAGGUCAUAAGCAUCAGCUCAGGCACCAAGUGCAUCAAUGGCGAAUAUAUGUCAGAUCAGGGCCUGGCUGUCAAUGACUCCCACGCCGAGAUCGUCUCCCGUCGCUGCCUGCUGAGGUUCCUCUACUCCCAGCUGGAGCUCGUCAGCCAGAACGAGGGGGAGAAGUCCAUCUUUGUGCCCAGCUCCUCCGGUAGGGGCUACACACUCCAGGCCGGGAUCCAGUUCCACCUAUACAUCAGCACCUCACCCUGCGGAGAUGCUCGCAUCUUCUCACCCCAUGAGGCGACAGGGGAGGACAACCCUGCCACUGACAAGCACCCAAACCGCAAGGCUCGGGGGCAGCUACGCACCAAGAUUGAGUCAGGGGAGGGCACUAUUCCAGUCAGGUCUGGCCCGGUCAUCCAGACGUGGGACGGUGUGCUACAAGGAGAACGGCUCUUAACCAUGUCAUGUAGUGACAAGCUGGCUCGGUGGAAUGUUUUAGGCAUUCAAGGGUCACUACUCAGUCACUUUGUGGAGCCCAUCUACCUGAACAGUGUCAUCCUGGGCUCCCUUUAUCAUUCCGACCACCUGUCGCGGGCCCUCUACUCCCGUCUGGGCUGCCUGGAGGAGCUGCCGGCCACCUACCGCCUCAACCGACCGCUGCUGAGCGGCGUCAGCAACACGCAGAGCCGCAUGCCAGGCAAGGCCCCCAACUUCAGCGUCAACUGGGCCCUGGGCGACCCAGAGCUGGAGGUCAUCAACGCCACCACGGGCAAGCAGGAGGGCGGCCAGCCCUCUCGCCUCUGCAAGAGCGCCCUGUUUGCCAAGUUCAAGGAACUGCACGGGAAGCUUGCCGGUGGUGCAGUGACGCUGGCCUCCCUUCCCAAGACCUACGCUGAGGCCAAGACACAGGCAGUGGACUACAAUCGGGCCAAGGUGGUCAUGGUGAAGGCUUUUGAGAAGGCCGGGCUUGGCUCCUGGAUCAAGAAGCCCAUGGAACAAGACCUGUUUGAGUAAACCUCCCCUGGCCCCACCCUCGACAUCCUUCCUUCCCCCUACCCCUUAAGCUUGAAUUUCUGUAAAUUUCUGUAAGAUACCUUACUUCACUCUCUCUCUCUCUCAUUCCUGCAGUCAAUCUCGCAAGUGUGCUAAUCACACAACUUUACUUGCACUGAAAGCACGUGCCUUUCUAAAACAGGUUACUGCUUAACAAGCUAAAGAAGUCGCGGUUUAAAUUGCCUGCAACCGAUUGUCAGCUGAAAUUACCUGUUGUUGAGCUUCUGUGUUUGUUACAACCCAUGUUCUGCCCCUAAAAGUGGCUCAGAGAAAUGCUGUCUCUGAUGAGCAAAUUUAUUUCUUCAUUGCAAUACCCACUUUACUUUUAUAUAAAACAGCAUCAAAAUAAUUUCCAUGGUUCUUGAGUUCUGAAGUUUCAUGUACAUGUAUGUUUCAGUGUGGGUGGGCUGUUUUUCCCUUGCAUGUUCUGUGUUUACAGACACUGAUACAGGCUUCAUAUAUGCUGGUCCUUCACUGCUGAUGAUAUGGGAAACCCAUCAAAAAACCGUUUAUUAGCACCUGCGGUUAUCCGAGCCAACAAAGGGGUUAAUCAAAUCAGUUGGUACAUGUAGGGUCAGGUGUAAAAUUUCUCCUCCUAUAUUAUGACAUUUUGCCUGAAGUUAUCAGUUGCUUAAAGAGACCAUGGAAAGUACGCAACCCUAGUAAAACUGCUUGCUUGGCAUUUAAUCAUGGAGCAAACAACUCACAAAAUGACAAUUGACAUCUUGUUUUGUGUGGCGAGCUGAUGAAUCCAAAGAGAGGGGGGUGUUUCAUGUAUUUGAGGAUUAAACUACAUGUAUUUGUUUCUUCGGAUUCAAUCUGCACCGCUUAUGCCAUCCCACACUGCGACCAUAUUAAGGCAUGGGCUUGACUAUGGAGCUCCAUGGCUUGACUUGAUAGAAUGGGAAUCGAAUGUCAACGAAUUCCCCGUUGGAACAUUUGAUCAUUUGGCAAGAACGACAACUGGUCUCUCUUCAGCAUGGCCUGCACCAUGUAAUGAAUACCAUCCUUUCAGCCGAUAUGAGGGGAUGGCACGGGGCCAGCUAUUUCAAAUAGGUCAUAUCUUCUCAAUCUCCGUUAGCCCAGACUGUCAUUUGGUCCGUCUGUUCGAACAAAACACUGUGACUUGUUUACUGUCUUUUUUGUAAAUGGCUUGUUGUCACAACAGGUGUAGUACUGGACCCAAACUGUUGGUUUGGAGGACCUAUGAUUAGUUUUCAUGUGGUAAUGACUCUUGGGACGAGAUUUUUCUGGCUUGGAGAAAUUUCUGGAAUGUCGGGGACAACUUUUGCUGUCCUUUUCUAAUGGAAUAGGCCUCUGUACUGAUGACGAGGGGCUUUAGUGUACAUACGCACAUUUCUCUUGUACUUGACAGAACUUGGGCCUCCUCUGAUUCCGUAGAAAAGCACAUGUAAACAAAGCAUGGCAUCAUCAGUACAGAUGCCUUUUGAGAAGAGAGACAAAAUCUUGAAAGAGAGGGACGGGAAGAGGCCAGAUAGAGCACAUGGGUAGUAGCCACACAGCUCCCUCCUCCCCCCCCCCCAAUUCCUAGCAACAGUUGUGGUUGUAACCCGUGGCAGGUACCAUAUUUGAUGACAGGCACCGGCAUCUUUGAAAGUUUUUCAGCCACUGAGGAGAGAGUAGCCGUUAGGGAGAAUGUGUACAUACUGGUAAAUUACUGAAAUGAAUUCACAGCAUUUCACACGUUGGGGACCAAAGGGAAAAUUUGUAGACGAUGGAACCAAAGAGGUUAUUGCAAGUAGCGACACAAAAAAAAAAGCAUUACAGUUUUUGUUUGUGUAGUUUUUGGUGUUUUUACCCGGAGGGUUUUUUUUGUCAUUUGUUGGUAGCUUAAGGCAAAAAUCCCUUAUUUUAUUCUGCUGAAUGGACAAAGUAAAAGAGCUUGUUGUCAGCAUUACCCUAGAUUAGAUUCUACAGAGAUGUCACAAGCAUUGAUUUCUGUGCUGCCUUUCUGCCAUGUGUUCUCACAAAGAUACAGAGGUCUUUCUUAUGUUCCUGCUGCUUUUUGUACACGUACAUACAUGCACACACACGUCUUACUGCAGAUGCAUGUGUUUAUGAUCAUCAUAUGUUUAUACAGAAACAGACAAUGUUAGUUUCUUUUGGAGUACGUGAUUAGUACAUGUAAAUAAUGCACACGAAUGUCACCUCACAUACACUGUAGAUGAAUUCAUUUUCUACAUGAGUUCGUGUAGUAGCACAAACUAUUUAGACUUUCAGCUUUUGGAACAGUCUUCUCAUUUUGGAAACUGUUGAGAAAAGUUGGCAUGUGUUGUACCAAAAUAUAGCUAUAGAGAAAACGCAAGUGAUAUGUAAAUGAACCAAUACAGGCAGUGUACAUGCUCCUGUGCAUGUUGAAUGUUUCACCUUUGAUUACCACAAACCAUAGAGGAUGCAUAACAAGAUACAUGUUGAUGCCCAUUGGUGCUCUCGCUUGGUUUCUGAACUCCUCUAAGUUUGGCCUUGAAGAGUUCUGCUGGGGGAGAAAAUGUCCUUCAUGUUCCAAUAGCAAACUCCAUGUACCCGAGAGUUGGAACCGUGCCACUGCUCUAUGAAUGCCCUGUGGCUGGUCCCCUGCUGUACAUUGCUGUAUUGUGACACACCGCCACCACUGAUCAGUAAUCAGUGACCUUAAGCAACCUCAUAUUUGUCCAGUCUUUGUUGAUGAAAUUCCGCGGCUGUGCUUCGUGUUAUCAGAUUUCGACUGUCUUUUUUUUUCUUUAGUUAAAUUUAACCUGGAAUCCUGAGGUACACGUACAUGUUAGACUUGCUAAUCAAAAGAAGGUUGCAGUGCCCUUAGUUAAUGGGCAUUUUUGUAAAUACAUGUACAUGUUUGUUUACUAAAGUUUGUUUUUUUUUCACUUUUUGUUCUAAGGUGAGUUACUGACAAGUACAUGCACUGGCAAUACAUUAGGCACUCAGAACCACAGCAUUCACCACUUACGUUUUCUCUCAAGGACAGAAAGUGUUCAGUGUAAUUUGAACACUAAGCAAAGUAGCAAUCUUUACCGAUGUUUGUUUUUAUUUUCUUGUUGUUUUUUUAGUCUUCAUUAUUAUCAGGGCCGUAGCAAUACUGAAGCAUAAAGAGCACAUUUUAAACGUUAAAAGAAUAUUUUAUGUCUAGUCUUGGAUAAAAUACUGUCCAGUCGUAAUCUGUCCUUAGUGUUCUUUUUUAGUGUGCGGACCUUUGGCAAUAAUGGUACAUGUACCGUGUUUACAUGUUUGCCUUUGUGGUUUUUAAAUUGUCUGAUGCAUGUAGAAUUGAUGAAUGCUGUAGGGCACCUGCAGUAAUGUGUCCUUUUGUCAUUAUGUGCAAAAAAAGGCAAUUGUCUCCUGGAUUCUGUUUUUUGUGCACAGAAUUUAUUUACAUUUUAUGGUAAAUCAGAUUUGUUGCGGGCCAAGUGGGGAAUAUAAUUUUUUUCUAAAGCUGAUGUCUAAGUGUCAGUUUGGGGGACCAAAUGAAUUUUACUUCUGUUUUACUGGUGUACUUGUUUAUGAACAUGAAAAGUUGUGAUUGUGAAAAAAGUACCACAUUUUGACACAAAAAAUGAAUUGUUUUUCCCAAAAUGUCGGUUUGCGGUAUUGGUCAAAUUUGAAAUUCAUGCAUGGGUUGAAUGCUUUUAGUUUUUUAGAGUUCAUCACACAUGUCAAAGCUACUGCUGGACUUAAUCUCCAUAAGGAGCUGUCUGUGCAAAGCAUUGGCUCAACAUGUUCUUGUACACCGUGUAUCAGUUAUUUUGAUGUUGGCCAUAAUUAUGUUUAUGUCUAGUGUUCACCCUCUGUGUGUGUAAGUGCCAAUGCAAAGACACGUAUACAUUGUACAUAUUCUUUAUUUGUAUAACUCAGAACUGCAGAUAAAUUUUGCAAUGUCACUUGUUACUCUUUUAAGUUUUGACGUUCACACAUACUACAUAAUACUCGGUCAGUUUUUGUAGUGAGACUUCAAGGGCAAAUAUACUGGUAAGUGUUUGCACUGAUUUUGCUGACCAAUUCCAGAAAUAAAAUCAGUCAAAAUCUUAUUUAAUUGUCAGCUCUACUCAGAAAAAAAAGUUUGGAGAAAAGCAUGGUCUCCCUGGAAAAAAAUCAGUAUGAUUUAAGAUCCCAGGCCUGAAUAAAAACCAAUACUUGAAUAUAAUAAUUCAGACUCAGGCACGAGGCAUCAGACUUGAUUUGGCAGGGAAUCUUGGGGAAGCUUCAAUUCGUUUGAAACGAGUGUUAUUUAGAGGUAAUUUUCUUCUUGAUCUCCGGUACUAGUCCAACCUGGAACAAGAAUACUUUUCUCAGUAAUUCUUUAGCAACUAUAAAUGUGGAUAUCCCUGGGGCCUUAUUUUCUUUCCCGCUUUAGUUUUUCUUAUUUUCCUGUGAUUAGAUGGUGCAUUCUUUUUUACAGUAAAAACGAGAGAUAUUUUAGUUGGACACUGCUGUGAGGGGGUCCAUGAUUUUUGUACACCCGAGGGGGCAAAGGGCAGCCGAGGUGAAGCCGAGGGAGCCAUUUUCCCCCUCAGGUGUACAAAUCUCAUGGACCCUUUCACAACCAGGCAACAAUUGUAUGCUUUCUACAUGUGCAUGUGGUGCGUGCUGGUAACAUGUUUUUUCCUGUAACCUUGACAGCGAUAGUUGAGUCAUUGAACCAUUAACGAAUAACAACACUAAACUUUGUAUAUAUCGCAAAGGAAAUUUAUGCCUCAGAGAAAUUCCAGUCUGUGUUUAUGGUGCAUGUUAAUUUUGAGAGCAACUGCAAACUGAUCACAUGUAUAUGUUAGAACACCAGAUCUUGUGUAUUUGCAUGUACAUUUAAUUGUAAAAUAAUUAGUGUGAAAAUAAACAGAGUGCUGCAAAUCCUUCAUUUUAAAUUGACAAUGUUAAACAGAAAACUUCCAAGUUUAAAAAUUAAAAGACAAUCUUGCCGACAUGUUAAUGAAUAUUUUUGCAUCAGCAAGUGAAUCCUCAGCAUCACACCAAGCCAUGAUUGAGUAAGGUGUUUUAGACAACCCUCAUAACAUUUGCUGUAAAAUGGUUUGCGGAUCAAAUUGAAAAUGAGGUUCAACAGUUGAACAAUAUUGGAUUUGGAUAUAACCCUGUACAAAAUGCAGCAUCUGUACGUACAUGUGCGGCAGACUUUCAUUGGUGAGAGACUAGCCAGUAUAACGUCGCUACCAUUCGGCUGCAAAAUGUUUCUAAUUUGCAGCACAUGAACAAGUGUGACUUGUUCUGUCAAUAAAUCUCUAACAUGACUCUCUGCUGCAUUUAUUGGAGUCACCAACUUGUGCAGUCAGGCUCACUGAAUAAAUAGUGUUUCCUCACUGGCACACAGGAAACACAGGUAGAUAGUCAAAUUGCAUUGGACAAGAUUAUUGCCUUUUGAAACAAAUGACGCAAAUGAUGAAAGUUCCAAUCAUAAUUCCGACCUGCAUUCUAGUAACAAAAUACUGAUUUGCAACAACUUAACAACCACUACAACCAUCUUAUUUUGAUAGGAGUUGCUUUUAAAAAACAAAACAUUUUGAAAAACUUUUCCUUGGUACUUCAUGUAAUAAAAACCAAUGCAGGUUAAAACAGAAUUCUAAUAUUUUCAGCAUUAUAGGUUCAUCUUGUUAUAUUUUUCCGUAAAAUUGGCCUUAAAACACGUAUUGCAUGUAUCUUUUAUAAACAUGAAAAAAAGAGGAUUUUUGUUCCAUGUGAUUGUUCAAUCAUGUUUAGCCUAGGAAUUGUACAAGGUUGGUUAAUUGCAAAGCCUCAAGUGCAUGUUUGUUGAUUCUGUGAAGUCGAACAGUCCAGGAUGUUCAAGUGUUCAUUUCUGUCCUUUUUUUAGUUUAAAGGUUAACCGUCUGUAGUUUCUAUACCUCCUGCCGUUUCACAAGCCAUUGUCAUGAAUGUCUAUUUGUUACAGAGGAUAUUGUAGAGCAACAGGACUAUUAAGUACAUAGAGAUAUUAAAUUUUUAAGCCGA
Messenger RNA from Acanthaster planci (crown-of-thorns starfish), 8621 nucleotides. It is a transcript of the gene adarb1, whose product is annotated as adenosine deaminase RNA specific B1. Gene Ontology annotation, biological process: RNA processing; adenosine to inosine editing. The record is from RefSeq and is a predicted model, not a curated record. Gene Ontology annotation, cellular component: nucleolus; cytoplasm. Lineage: Eukaryota; Metazoa; Echinodermata; Asteroidea; Valvatida; Acanthasteridae. Gene Ontology annotation, molecular function: adenosine deaminase activity; double-stranded RNA adenosine deaminase activity; tRNA-specific adenosine deaminase activity.